Molecule: messenger RNA, 435 nt
Organism: Suillus plorans
Lineage: Eukaryota; Fungi; Basidiomycota; Agaricomycetes; Boletales; Suillaceae
Exons: 4
Coding region: 1-435 (144 amino acids)
Source: RefSeq, a predicted model, not a curated record
AUGGUCUUCCUUCUGCCAAGUGCCGUCUUCUCUGGUAUCGUUUUGGUUAUCCUGAAAGUAAUGAGCAUCUCUGCUCGCCCAGUUUCAGAGAACUCAUUGAAUCCUACGAAUGCGCGACGUUACUCUGAACAUGUCCCCCCGAUGGGCUCUGAUACAUUCAAUCCUGGAACUCUCUCUCAUCCCGCCACCGUCGCGGUCGAUCCAUUAGAAGCAAUAUUGGAUGAAUCGGGGCUCGGGGCACUUGAUGGCCAUGAUGAAAGUUCCAGUAAUACCGACGAGGGAGAAGGGCCACUAGAUGAAAUUGCCCACCUGAAGCCGAGAACAGAGGGAGAAGUCAGCAGCUUUCAGGGAGAAGCUGCGCACUUUGCACGGAUGAGCCUGGGUCUCUCAGCCCCCUCCGACAUCUUGAUCCGGGCCGCAUACCGGGUCCCAUAA